This is a messenger RNA of Cynara cardunculus var. scolymus (artichoke), 639 nucleotides long. RefSeq lists its product as uncharacterized. The transcript has a single exon. Bases 1 to 639 code for a protein of 212 amino acids. Lineage: Eukaryota; Viridiplantae; Streptophyta; Magnoliopsida; Asterales; Asteraceae. The record is from RefSeq and is a predicted model, not a curated record.
AUGGUCUUCAAAGUUAGCAAAUGUGCAGAGGAAGACAAAGUGACUUAUGCUGCUUCCAUGAUGAAGUUUGAAUCCCUAUUCUGGUGGGAAAUAGUUACCAACUUAAGGGGCGAAGAGGUUAUAGCAAGGAUGUCAUGGGAUGAGUUCAAGGUGCUGUUCAACGAGAAGUUCUGCCCAAAGACUGUUGUAAAACAGUUGGAAGAAGAAUUAUCGAGGUUAGAACAAGGAAGCUUAACGGUCAGGGAGUAUACGACCAACUUCACAGAGAAGGCUAGAUUCUCAGAGCAUUAUGUCUCUACUGAGGAGAGACGGGUAGAGCGUUUCAUAUGGGGAUUGAAAACAUCCGUCAGAGAGUUUGUCCUCACCAUGAAACCAACUACUUUCCAAGAGGUUGUGAAUGCAGCCGAGGUUAGAGAAAAGGAAAUGGUCCGCCAAGAAUCCGAGCGAGGCCAGUUGAAGAGGAAAUGGGAAGGUUCAAACAACGAAGCCCGAAGACAAAAAGCUGGGAACUCAGAAAGGAAGGUAUGGCAAGGACAAUCGGGCAAACCAUGUCCUAAAUGCAACCUUGUGCAUAGAGGAGAAUGCUUGGUUAAGCCCAGGGUCUGCUACCGGUGUGGGAAGGCUGGACACUUAUCCUAA